ACGUCGCUGACGCAUGCGUCUGCUAUUGACUGUACUAAAAGAGUAUCACUAAGAAGUUGUAGUGGAAAUGCGUCAACGUGUUUGUAUUCACUCGCAGAAGAGUAUACUCACAAAGGCAACAUGGUCGACCAGGCGCAAGCCAAUUCUGAAAGCACAAAAACAAAGUAUACCUGGGCCUUAAGACUCAGGCAGCUGUUAUGGCCCAAUUAGACAGUUAUAGGGGGCCCCCUUGUUGCCUGAGAGGGAAGGGAUAAUGCAACUGCAAUUCACAGGUGGGCUCCCAUAUGCUCAGAAACGGCCCUGCCUGCCUGUGCAUUUACUGUAAGUGAUGGCCCUGUAUCUCAUCAGCAUAUUUUAUACCUGAAAACUAAAUUAAUUUAGUUAAAUUUAAAGUAACUCACCAUGUCCUUGGCAGUUUUUACAGUAGAUAAUAUUAAUCUGACUGCUGAGGCUGACUGCAUUGAAGUCUUAUACAGUAUAAGGCCUAAUAUGGAGCGGUGUUGUAUGAAGUCUCUGAAUAUCAAUACUAUUUGCCUUGAACAAAGCACUUAGUCUAAAAUAUUGUAGGGACACCUGGACAACUUGGCACCACCAUCACCACACAUACUGUACACGCAUGAGUGUAACUGUGAAUCAGAUCUGAAUUUUACAAUAAGGUUCCAUUUGUUAACAUUAGUUAAUAACAUAGUAAUCAUGAACUAACAGUGAACAAUACUUAUAAGGCAUUUAAUAAUCUUGGUUAAUGUUCAUUUCAACAUACAGUAUAGGAAUACAUUUUUAAAAUCAAAACUUGUAUUUGUUAACAUUAGUAAAUGCACUGUGAACUAACAUGAACUAGCAAUGAAAAUAGUAUUUUUAUUGACUAACAUUAACAAAGAUUAAUAAAUUAUGUCAAACAUAUAUUGUUAAUUGUUUAUGAUACCUAAUGAUUUAACCAAUGUUAACGAAUGGAACCUUAUUGUAAAGUGUUACCAAAAAUAUUUUGUUCUCCUUUCUAAUAAAUAUUUAUGUCUGACCUACUGUGUUGCCAGUCCCUCUUGAAAAAAAAAGAAGCUAUUUUAAAAGGUAAGAUGUUUUUAUUUUACCUAAUGAAUCCUUGGUUACUAUCCUGCGGUCAGACCAUGUUUUUUUCAUUCUCUUCUGGAAAAGGUGGAGUUUCCAAUUGCAAGAAUGAAAGACCCCUCUGUUUGCACCUUGGACAUCCGCCCUUCUCUUGGACGUGUCAUGUUAAGUGUAGGCAAAAACCUCACGCCUGGUCACAUUUGAGUCUAUAAAUCCCAAAAUCGACCGUUCAUCGAGGUCUUUCAAACUCUUUUUCUGGUAAGGUGCCAAAGAGCCUCUAGUCCAGUUAUGUCGAAGGGCUGACUUGUAUUUUGGACUCUCAAAUAUAAACCUACAAGUCUUGGACUACCACACACCUACGCACUCAGGAGUCAGAGAUGGACACUUGGGCUUUUUUAACCAUUCUGUUUGCCGUUACGCAUUAUGUUUCAGGACAGAGUGCCAUAAGGUGGUGCACUAUUUCCCCCUCGGAGGAGUCCAAAUGUAAAUCCAUGACUCAGGCCUUUACAAACGCCGCAAUUCGACCAACACUGCGCUGUGUUCUGGCCUCAUCUAAAGCCGAAUGUGCUCAAAAACUCACCAAAAAUGAAGUUGAUGCUUUUUCAGCCAAUGUUAAAGACAUAUAUAACAUUGCCAAGCAAGCUAGCUUCAAAAUCGCAGCUGGGGAGUCUGCAGCAGAUGGGAAGGGCAUAACCUACUAUGCUGUUGCUGUGGUUAAAAGGGCAAAUUCAGCCAUCAACAUCAACAAUCUAAAAGGAAAGAAGUCUUGUCACACUGGCAAGCACCACACAUUUGGCUGGACCGUCCCUGUUGGGUAUUUGAUUGACAGUGGAAGGAUGUCUGCUAUGGGGUGUGACAUCGCUCAAGGGGUUGCUGACUUCUUUAACGCCAGCUGUGUCCCGGGGGCUAAAGAUGACCCUGCGUCUCUGUGUCAGCUGUGUGCAGGAGAAGGAAAUUUUAAGUGUGAUGAAAACACCAAUGAGAAAUACUACUCAUAUGAUGGAGCAUUUAGGUGCAUGGUUGAGGGUGCAGGGGAUGUUGCCUUUGUGAAGCACACCACUGUAGGCGAGAACACUGAUGGUAAGGGAGACUCAUGGACUGAAGGCCUACACUUAGACGACUAUCAGCUCCUGUGUAGGGACGGCACCCGCAGUCCGGUCAAUGAUUAUGAGAGAUGCCAUCUGGCUCGUGUGCCAUCAAGAGGCAUUGUUGUCCACAAUGACAUCAGCAGUUCAGUGGUGUACAACAUGUUGCGUGAGGGACUGCAAAAGUCUGGGUUCUCCCUGUUCUCCUCAGCAGUCUUUGGUGGGACCGACCUGUUGUUCAGUGAUGCUUCAACAACAUUUAUUUCAGCAGGAAAUGAAAACUAUAUUGAGUGGAUGGGCCAAAGAUAUUAUGACAUAUUACGAGCUAUGGACUGCUCAGAGUCUGAUGUUCCCUCUCAUUUUACCUGGUGUGUCAUGUCUAAUGGAGAGCAGCAAAAAUGUGCAGACAUGGCUGUGGCAUUCAAAAGCAAAAAAUUAAUUCCUGAAAUUAAGUGUCACUAUGGUAAAUCUGUGGAGGAUUGUAUGCAGAAAAUUCAGAACAAGGAAGCUGAUGCCAUCACUCUUGAUGGAGGCUACAUCUACACAGCAGGGAAGAGUUUUGGGCUGAUACCUGCUGUUGGAGAGAGCUACACAGGAGGCACUGAUGGCAGCAUUUAUUAUGCUGUAGCUGUGCUGAGGAAAAGCAACAGAGACAUCCAGAGACUCAGUGACCUCAAGGGUAAGCGCUCUUGUCACACAGGUUAUGGCAGGACAGCAGGCUGGAACAUUCCCAUGGGUGUGCUCACAGAAAAAGACAUCAUCAGACCACAGAAAUGCCAACUGGCCCAAGCUGCUGGAGAGUUCUUUAAUUCAGCCUGUGUUCCUGGAGCCAAUCAGGAUGGUAUCCCCAGUAACCUGUGUGAGCAGUGCAUUGGAGACUCUAGUGGUCAGAACAAGUGUGACAAGGGCAAGGAUCUGUAUGACGGUUACAAUGGAGCGUUUAGGUGCCUCGUUGCAGGUCAUGGUGAUGUGGCCUUUGUCAAACAUUCCACUGUUUUCCAGAACACAGAUGGAAACAAUACAGAGCCUUGGGCGGUACACUUGGAAUCCCGUGAAUUUCAGCUGCUUUGCUCUCAGGAAUCUCGUGCUGAAGUCACUCAGUAUAGUAAGUGCAACCUGGCCCGUGUCCCCUCCCACGCUGUUAUGGUACGACCCGAUAUCAACCACCACAUCGUCUUUGGUCUUUUGGAUAAAGCUCAGAAAUUCUUUGGAGUUAAUACUGUCUCAGGAUUCAAGUUGUUUGACUCCAAAGCAUAUGAGGGAUCAGACCUGAUUUUCAAGGACUCUACCAUCUCUUUGAUUGGCGUGGGUGAGAAGAAGACUUACGAAGAGUGGCUUGGCCAAAGCUACCUGGAUGCGUUGAUAGCCAUGGAGUGCUCAGCAUCUUCAACAGUAUUUUCUUCAUCUUCACUAUUGCUGAUGAUCAUUGCGAGCUCCCUGGUGUCUCUGUUGGCUUUGUAGCAGGUCUGCCAGCCAUAAAUGGGGCCCUCUGUGAUGUCAUCUUUUCCUAACUCUGAGCAUUAUACCCAUUCCAAUAUCUUCAGCAUUUCUGUGACUUAAGUUAAAAUCAAGCUGCAAAUCCAAAUCUACAAUAUGCUUGUACCAUCUUCAAUUGUGGAAAUGCACAAAGCAACAAGUGUGGGCUAAAUUCUUUUUUUUUUAACAAAAAUCAUAACAGCUUGUUAUUUUGACUAUCUGUAUUAUUUCAACGACAGUCUGAUUGCUGUGGGCAAUAGCCAUAUCAGUGCAUAUGCUCUGCCUGUUACAUAUUUAUUGCACAAUGUUUAUUGCAGCUUUUAAAGGCUACAUUUCAUAAUUUUAUGAGCUACUUGAAGGCACAGGCCAUAUCAGUGAAUAUACUGUGUCUAGCACUUUUCUCUUUGGCAUUUGCCAUGUCAUAGCAUACAGUAUGCACUUAAGUUGUACUUCUGAGUGGAUUGGAUUUAAUUGAUUGUUUUCCUCUUGUAUUCUCCCCAGACUGAAAGCAGAAGGAAAUAUAAUUUGUUUAUAAAGUUGUUUACUGUUAAUUUCUUUAUUAUUAGUAGUAUUUCCUUUGCUUUUGUAUCCAUAAAAAUUAACCGCUUAUUUUGCUCAUACUUUUAAAAUAAAAAAUAACUGUUCCCCAAUCUGCUAAACAGUCACUGAGAUGGAACAAGACCAUGAAUUGUGAUGCACUCAGUAAAGCAUUGCAUUCAUACCUGGUGGAUUAUACUGUACAUCUGUCCAUUGCCCGCACAGUUUGUUCUGUUGCAACAUUGUCUAUUACAAACCCUUUGUUUCUGCAUUCAGUUAGUAUUGUUGCAAUGAAUCACAGUGACUAAACAGUGUUCUCAAUGUCAUACCAGGGUCUUAACAAGGGCCUUUUGUCCAAAACCCAGCGGAGUUCAAUGGUGUUCCAGCAGAGGAAUUAUACCUUGUUUAAUUUCUCACUGGACUACUGCUAUAGAUUAUUGAUUUUUCCUUCAGCUUGCUUUGUUUUCACCGCAGUGUGCACUUUUUGUGUCUGUUUUAUUACAGUAUGACUGUUUUCUUUAUAAUUGUAUGUGUUUCUAUGAGAUAUUUAUUUUUAUAUGUCAUACAGAUACCAUAUCAGUGUAUAUGUUCUGACACAUUAAUGUCCUUUAUUAAUACUUGCUUUUUUCUAUUUGUUGCAAUUUCUUCAAAUAAAUUAUGGAAAUGUAACAAAUAUUUAGUUGCCAGGCCUUCUAUGGACUUCUAUUCUUUUAAAUAA
Myxocyprinus asiaticus (Chinese sucker) is the source of this 4878-nucleotide messenger RNA. RefSeq names its product melanotransferrin-like. The record is from RefSeq and is a predicted model, not a curated record. The transcript is spliced from 16 exons. The coding region runs from base 1440 to 3608 and encodes 722 amino acids. Gene Ontology annotation, biological process: iron ion transport. NCBI's taxonomy places the organism in Eukaryota, Metazoa, Chordata, Actinopteri, Cypriniformes, Catostomidae. Gene Ontology annotation, cellular component: extracellular region; early endosome; plasma membrane.